AUGGAGCCCCGAACUUUUGAAUUGGACGCCAAUCUACCGCCAGCCCCACAAGACAUCAGCGAUUUCGAAGAAUUUAAAAAAAUACCCGUGCAUGCCUUGUCUUCAUAUCGGGUCUCUCAAAAAAAGCCCAGUGAUAUUACCGAUGCCCGGAUUCAACGAUAUAUCAGACCGUCUCGCAUAAGUUCCGUCGACUCCGAACUGGAACUACGGGACUGGCCGAGAACGAGAGUAAGUUGUGCCAGAGGCGAAGAUGCUUAAUCCUGGAGAAUUUUAUUUUAAUUCCGCUUUAGACACCCACCAAAAAGUCCGCCCAGGACGAAAGGAUCUUGUCGCAUCAUGAAAUGGGCGCUAACGACCUGUCUUCCGAUAAUAUUGUUAAUGGCCGGCCGGGCCCGAGCACGCGGGUUGCCACCCUAAGCCGCCCAGGAAUUAAAAAGGUGAGUACUCUCGGCUAUUAG
Molecule: messenger RNA, 458 nt
Organism: Bursaphelenchus xylophilus (pine wood nematode)
Lineage: Eukaryota; Metazoa; Nematoda; Chromadorea; Rhabditida; Aphelenchoididae
Source: the annotation of a GenBank genome assembly